Molecule: messenger RNA, 6593 nt
Organism: Syngnathoides biaculeatus (alligator pipefish)
Lineage: Eukaryota; Metazoa; Chordata; Actinopteri; Syngnathiformes; Syngnathidae
Gene: itga8
Product: integrin, alpha 8
Exons: 30
Coding region: 152-3307 (1051 amino acids)
Biological process (GO): cell adhesion mediated by integrin; integrin-mediated signaling pathway; cell-matrix adhesion
Cellular component (GO): external side of plasma membrane; integrin complex
Molecular function (GO): integrin binding
Source: RefSeq, a predicted model, not a curated record
UGAAGGGGGUCAGUAGGAGAAGAUCCGGGGGGAGGAGCGCGCGGAUCCAAGCAGACUCCAGACGGCACUUGAAGCCACCUCACCUGCACGCGGGGGAUCUCCAUCUGCCUUCCCCCCCCCCCCCCCCCCCCGUGGAUUUUAAGCAGCAGGGAUGAAGCGGUCGCGGUCCACGGGGGUGUUCGUCGUCCGGUUCCUUUCCUUCCUCUGUUGCGCGCCAAAUGACGUGUGCGGCUUCAACCUUUACGCGCAGCAUCCCACGGUGUACCGCGGACCCACCGGGAGUUAUUUCGGUUAUUCCGUGGACUUCUAUCGGCCCAGCACCGACAGCAACACGUUCAGCGUGUUGGUCGGGGCCCCCAAGGCCAACACCUCCCAGCCCGGCAUUGUGGAGGCCGGGUCCGUCUACUACUGCCCUUGGCCGGGCCUCCCUGACAGCUGCAGACAAAUCCCCUUUGACAACGCCAAUAACCGCAUGAUAAAAGUAAAUGGCAGCAGGGAACCUUUGGAGUUUAAGUCCCACCAGUGGUUUGGAGCAUCAGUGAGGACACACAAAGGCAAAGUGGUGGCGUGCGCUCCUCUCUAUCACUGGCGCACGGUGAAGCUGAACGGGGAAAUGGAUCCCGUGGGUACCUGCUACGUGGCCGUCCAGAACUUCAGUGCCUACGCGGAAUAUUCGCCAUGUCGGACCGACGACCCGGACCCAGAGGGACAGGGCUUUUGCCAGGCGGGCUUCAGUGUGGAUUUCACCAAGGAAGGAAGGCUGGUGGUAGGAGGCCCCGGAAGCUUUUACUGGCAAGGUCAGGUGAUGACAGCAGGGGUAGCUGAGAUACUGAACGGCUACUCCUUGAAAGCCGUGCUGAGACGAGUUCCAGGAGAGAAACAUACCGCCGCUGCUGAAGACACACACGAUGACAGUUACCUCGGAUACUCUGUGGCGGUGGGGGAGUUUACAGGAGAUUCGGAACAAGAGCUUUUAGCCGGAGUGCCAAGAGGAGCGCAGAACUUUGGCUAUGUCGUGAUGAUCAACUCCACCAACCUGACCUCCAUCCAGAAUUUCACAGGGGAACAGAUGGCCUCUUAUUUUGGGUACUCCGUGGCUGUAACAGACCUGAAUGGAGAUGGGAUGGAUGACGUGUUAAUCGGAGCACCCCUCUACAUGGAGAGGGAGAUGGAGAGCAAACCCAAGGAGGUGGGGAGGGUCUACUUGUACCUGCAGAAGUCCCCGCUCACCUUCUCCCAACCCAUCGCCCUCACCGGCACGCACACCUUCGGGCGCUUCGGCACGGCCAUAGCGCCUCUCGGAGAUCUCAACAAUGAUGGUUACAAUGACGUGGCAGUGGGUUGUCCGUUCGGCGGAGAGGAUCGCGGAGGACGAGUUUUCAUCUUUAACGGUCACAGAGAUGCGACGACACGGGGUCUGACCCUGAGCCAGGAGCUGAGAGCGACCUCCGACCCGGCCGGAGGCCUGGCCGGUUACGGCUUCACCCUGAGAGGAGGCCAAGAUCUAGACCACAACCACUACCCUGACUUGAUCGUGGGAUCAUUUGGUGUUGGAGAGGUGUCUGUCUACAGGGCUCAAGCUGUUGUGUCUGUGGAAGCGGCAAUGAUCCUGACUCCUAGGAUCCUAAAUCCUGAUGACCGACAGUGUCACCUGCCGCUCACCGAUACGAUGGUGACAUGCCUCAAGGUGGACGUGUGUGCAGAAGUGAGUGGAGUGGGCAUCCCCAGCUCUGUGGAUCUGAGAGCAGAACUGCAUUUGGAUUGGUUGAAAGGCGUCCGAGGAGGCGUGAAGAGAGUCCUCUUUUUGGACACCCAGCAGCCUCAGCUCACCGGACUCCUCAGGCUGGGCCACGACCAUCCGCAGGCCUGUCUCAACUACACCAUUUACCUGAAAGAAGAAGAUGAGUUCCGGGACAAAUUGACUCCCAUCUCAUUGGCUCUGAACUACAGUUUAGCUCCGCCCUCUCAGGGCCAGACGCUCCCACCGGUGCUCAACUACUACAGCAGCACCUUCCUGCAAGAGCAUGCCUACAUUCUCCUGGACUGCGGUGACGACAAUAUUUGCAUCCCGGACCUCAAACUCGCGGUCAGCAUGGACCACUCUGAGCUGGUGAUUGGAGACGACAACCUGGUCAUGUUGACCAUCACCGCGGCGAACCGAGGCGAGGGAGCCUACGAGACGGAGCUCCAUGUGCUGAUCCCAUCAGAGGCGGACUACAUUGGCGUGGAGAGGAAAGUUGAGUCUCUGGCUCAGUUGAACUGCGAGUACAAGAUGGUCAAUGACUCCAGGCUGGUGAUGUGUGAUCUGGGCAAUCCCAUGGUGGCUGAAACCGAGCUGUCUGUUGGUUUGCGGUUUUCAGUCCAAAGGCUUGAAGACGCUGGACCGAAGAUUAGCUUCGAGCUACAAAUCCAGAGCUCCAAUAAGGACAACCCUGUGAGCAACCAUGUCAGCCUAAAUCUGUCCAUCGUUGCCAAAGCUCAAGUUGAUUUACGAGGGGUGUCUCAUCCCUCUCAGGUGGUGUUGCCAUUUCCACGCUGGGAGCCCAAAGAGAAGCCUGUCAAGGAAGACGAUGUGGGCCCACAAGUGACUCACAUCUUUGAGCUCCACAACGCGGGUCCCAGUAGUAUUCGGGAGGCUGAGGUCGAGGUCGGCUGGCCUUCCCGCUUCCGUGACGAGAACCUGCUGUAUGCUAUGGAGAUUAGAACUGAUGGGCCGAUCAGCUGUCGGACGAAUAGCAGCCUCAACCCACUCGGACUUCAGAUUUCAUCCCUCCAAGAUACUCCUGAACUUCUGGGAUUCUUGAGGAACACCAGCGCUCCCCUCCGCCGCCACAAACGGGCCGCUAGCACCGCCCACAGCCACACGGGUAAAACCCUGAACUGUACCAAUAUCUCCUGCCUGAGAAUCACGUGUGCUGUGGGACGUCUGGAUCGCGGACAAAGUGCUGUAAUUAAAGUCCGGUCGAGACUGUGGGCGCAUACUUUCCUACAGCGGCGUAAUGACCCCUACAUUCUCAACUCGACUGUGUCCUUCGUGGUCUUGGCCGUGCCUUAUCGGGUCCAGCCCCCCAGCCUCCCUCAACGCACCAUCUCGAUGGGGACCCCUGUCCUGUGGGGGACGCCAGAUGUGUCCUUUGCCGUUCCACUGUGGGUCAUCAUCCUUGCCAUACUGCUGGGCCUGCUCGUGCUCGCCGUGUUAACGCUCGCCAUGUGGAAGUGUGGUUUCUUCGACCGGGCGAGGCCACCGGCCGGCGACAACAUCUCCGACCAAGAGCAGCUAACAUCAAAUCAUGCAGGGGAUGCCUAAAAGACACGUGGAACAGAUCCGAGUCGGGGGUGGGGGGGGGGGGGGCCAAACUGCGGUUUUAAGAUGAACGUGCGCCUUCCGACUCAAAUCAAUCCGAACUGAGAUCCGGAGUUGUUGGACAAUGAAAUUUCUCGGGCGCCUCUCGUCGACGAACUUUGCCCGUGAGGGGGCGACUUGCUCGAGUACGCGUCAGCCGGGAGCCAAAAAGGUGCGCGGUUCCGACGGCAUGAAAAACCAAAGCACACUAGAGCGGGGACAGCAUUUUGGGAAUUGUUUGUCCACGGCGAAGGACCACAGGAGAGACGUGUGAAGAAAGUGCCUCAUGUUUCCACGUUAACAAAACUUGGGUUAAAUGGAGCGCAGAGAUAAAAGCACAGAGAAGCUUUAAUCCGUGCUUGGGUGAACGGGAGGGAGCUUGUGCACUCACUGGUCAUAAUAUUGGGUACAUCUGCAUUACAGUUCAGUACUGCCACAAAUAAUGAACAAAAAUGUAAAUAACAAAAUAUUACAAUCACCAUGUUAUUGCUAAGACAGUACGGGCAUUGGAUGUCAUUAGAUUGUUCAGGUGUACCUACAGUGAAGAAAAUAAGUAUUUGAACACUCUGCUUAAUUGCAAGUUCUCCCACUUGGAAAUCAUGGAGGGGUCUGAAAUUUUCAUCGUAGCUUCAUGUCCACUGUGAGAGAGAUAAUCUAAAAACAAAAAUCCAAUGUAUGAUUUUUUUAACGAUUUAUUUGUGUGAUACAGCUGCAAAUAAGUAUUUGAACACCUGUCUAUCAGCUAGAAUUCUCAAAGACCUGUUAGUCUGCCUUUAAAAGUCCACCUCCACUCCAUGUAUUAUCCUGAAUCAGAUGCACCACUGUGAGGUUGUUGGCUGCAUAAAGACACAUGUCCAGCCCAUACAAUCGGUAAGACUCAAACGUGUAACAUGGCCAAGACCAAAGGGCUGUCCAAAGACACCGGAGACAAAACUGUACAACAAGACAUGGCUGGAAAGGGCUACGGAGAAAUUGCCAAGCAGCUUCGUGAAAUAAGGUCCACUGUCGGAGCAAUCAUUAGAAAAUGGAAGAAGCUAAACAUGACGGUCAAUCUCAAUCGGAGGGGAGCCCCAUGCAAGAUACCAUCUCGUGGGGUCUCAACGAUCCUUAGAAAGGUGAGGAAUCAGCCCAGGAUUACACGACAGGAUUUGGUCAAUGACCUGAAAAGAGUUGGGACCACCGUUUCCAAGGUGACUGUUGGUAAUACACUAGGACGUCAUGGUUUGAAAUCAUGCAUGGCCCGGAAGUUUCCCCUGCUUAAACCAGCACAUGUCAAGGCCCGUCUUAAGUUUAUCAAUGACCAUUUGGAUGAUCCAGAGGAGUCAUUGGAGAAAGAUUUGUGGUCAGAUGAGACCAAAAUGGAACUUUUUGGUCAUAAUUCCGCUAACCGUGUUUGGAGAAAGACGAAUGAUGAUUUCCAUCCCAAGAACACCAUCCCUACUGUGAAGCAUGGGGGUAGUAGCAUCAUGCUUUGGGGGUGUUUUUCUGCACAUGGGACAGGACGACUGCACUGUAUUAAGGAGAAGAUGACCGCGGCCAUGUAUUGUGAGAUUUUGGGGAACAUCCUCUUUCCCUCAGUCAGGAUUGAAGAUGGUUUCGUGGUUGGGUCUUUCAACAUGACAAUGACUCGAAGCACACAGCCAGGAAAACCAAGGAGUGGCUCCGUAAGAAGCAUAUCAAGGUUCUGAUGUGGCCUAGCUAAUCUCCAGACCUUUACCAGAUAGAAAAUCUUUAGAGGGAGCUGAAACACCAUGUUUCUCAGCGACAGCCCAGAAACCUGUCUGAUCUAGAGAAGAUCUGUGUGGAGUAGUGGGCCAAAAUCCCUCCUGCAGUGUGUGCAAACCUGGUGAACAACUACAGGAAAUGUUUGACCUCUGUAAUUGCAAACAAAGGCGACUGUACCAAAUAUUAACAUUGGUUUUGUCAGGUGUUCAAAUACUUAUUUGCAGCUGUAUCACACAAAUAAACCGUUAAAAAAAUCAUACAUUGUGAUGUCUGGAUUUUUGUUUUUGGAUUAUCUCUCUGGACAUGCGCCUACGAUGAAAAUUCCAGACCCCUCCAUGAUUUCUAAAUGGGAGAACUUGCAAUGUAGCAGGGUGUUCAAAUACUUAUUUUCUUCAUUGUAAUGUAGAGAUUUUGUGUGGAUGUACAGUAUAUACAUAUGCUGAAUGUGUACAGGUACUGUACAUAUUUUGUGCGUGUGUGUGUGUUAAGAUGGGCAGGGGCAUCUCUUAAUCCAAUAUUUUGUUGUGCGUCACGUGUCACACGCAAUGAAGCAUUAACUUGAUGGCACAAAGGAAACGUGUAUUUAUGAAUAUAGGUGCAAUAUUUGGGCAUUGUGUGAUACUGAAGCUUGAUUACACUGGCAUUAUUUUAUCAAAAGCUUAAUAGUGUAUAUGUAUAUACUGUGAGUAUGAUAGAUUUUAGUUUUUGGACAGACGACAGCGGCAGUUGUCACGACUGGUUCAUGUCACACCGAAUAAUGUUAUGUUUGCUUUUUCAUUUUGGACUUCACCAACAGUUAACUUCUGCAAGGAAAUAAUACAAAGCAACAUGAUAAAUAUAUGCCAAAGUUGGUCCACUGUGAGUUAUGUCAUGUCAAAUGGAUUAAUAGUGUGUGUCAUACGCACACAGAACCGUCUCAUACUGUAAGCAAUACCUGAAAUUAAAAAAAAAAAUAAUGGAAAUUGUCUUUAUCGGCCAACUGUUUCUUCAUCUGUAAUCUUGUUUAUGUUUUAGUCAUUUGUUUGACAUCACUAUCCAGUUGAAUUUGUCAUUUAGUUAGACAGGAAUGUGCAGUUAAUUGAAAGUAGCAGACAUAAUCAUAUCCGCUUAUGAUUGGUAUCACCUCCCGUGUGUGCUUGUAUUUAAACUUUCAGUCAUGAAAUUCAUUUAAAUCCCAGCUAAAAUGGUCUGUGUAUUUGUAAAUGUGGGGAAAAAAAUCAUUAAGCGGAAAAGAAAUAAUAGUCAUAAUGAUUAUUAUUAUUGCUAUAUUGUUGUAUGUAUUUGUUUUUUGUCAAUCAUGCCUGACGAGUGGGGUGUUUCACUUCUUCACAGCUGACAAGAAGUACAUUUGCUCCCCCUGCUGGUGAGAAUAACAAUUGAGCAAGCAACUAAAAAAAAUAAUACAAAUUAAUAACAUGUAAAUGCAUAACUUUUAAGUAUGAUUUAAAUUAGGCUAUGACGCCACGACUCAGAGUUACACUAUUUUAUCUAUGUUUUCAUAAAAUAAUACAAGUAUUGGAUUGGA